Phalaenopsis equestris is the source of this 775-nucleotide messenger RNA. Its product is annotated as centromere protein X. Gene Ontology annotation, biological process: replication fork processing; DNA repair; resolution of meiotic recombination intermediates. Bases 72 to 416 code for a protein of 114 amino acids. Gene Ontology annotation, cellular component: Fanconi anaemia nuclear complex; FANCM-MHF complex. The record is from RefSeq and is a predicted model, not a curated record. The transcript has 5 exons. Lineage: Eukaryota; Viridiplantae; Streptophyta; Magnoliopsida; Asparagales; Orchidaceae.
AAAAACCCUAAACCCUCUGGACAUUUUUUUUUAUCUCCCCCUCCGCUCUUUACCCAUCGACAAGGUUCGAAAUGUCCCAACUUCAGCCCCUUUUUAUGAAUUAUCAGGACCUCAUCUACUCCAUUUUCAAGCUCGCCUGGAGUAGGAAAGCGGCCGAGAAGAGCGAAGAGACGGAGUUAAACGAGACAGAGGUUGGCAGAACUUCGAAGAAGAAUUGGCCAACUACUGGUACAUCUCAUCAUUCCAUGACGUGUAGAGAUCUAAUUCGAAUGCCCAAAAGGUUAGCAGCGAGCUUCUUCGGAUCUUUGUCACAGGCUGUCCAACGAGCUGCAAUUAUCACUGAAGCAGAGGGCAACCAUAAAAUUGAAGCCACCCAUUUAGAGAGAAUACUCCCACAACUGCUAUUAGAUUUCUGACCAUGCUUAAAGAUCUGCAGUAGGAUUGCUGACUUUGGCCCCGUUUGGCGCUGCUGUUUUGCCGCUUCCUGUUUUGUAAUGCCCAUGAGGGAGCAUUUGGGGAGCUUCGUUUCUGUCGCUUCUGAGAAAAUUGUAUUUGCUAGAAUAUGAUUUUGAAAGGAUAAAUUUGUCUGAGCAGUAGUCAGUCCACAGACAUGUUAUAUGACCAAACCUUUAUUCUGAACCACUAGAAUUUUCUUAAGAGGACAAGCUAGUACUUUAUGUAACCUAGUUUUCCUCUGCUAGUUUCAAAAACUAGAAGCCUUGUUACUAGAGAUGUGUGAGUAAGCCCGCUGAAAGAUCAUCUCCUGAAAAUUUAA